AUGGCGGCAUAUUUUCGAAAUGAUGGUUGGAAAGAAGACAUCGUUCUCAAAGAAGAAAUGGCUAAAUAUGUCAAACAAGGUUUUCAACGGAGAGAAAUGUUAGAUUUUUUGAAAAGGGAUUUUGCCCAAUAUGCAUGGAGCCUUCGCACUGUCGACAGACGCCUUCGUCACUUUGACAUACAUUACAAUGACAAAAAUGUGUCGGUGGAGGAAGUUAAAGAUGUUGUAAAAAAGGAGCUUGACGGACCAGGAAAACUGUUAGGAUACAGAGCAAUGCACCGAAAAGUCCGACAGGUUCAUGAUCUCAGUGUUCCACGAGAUUUAGUUUAUGCGGCAAUGUAUGACCUCGACCCGAAGGGUCUGGAAGCCCGUGGACCAGUUGGCAAAAAGAAAACAAUCCCCAAGGGAAGUUUUACAACAAAAGGCCCUAACUGGGUCCAUUCACUAGAUGGCCAUGAUAAACUGAUGGGCUACCAAAACAGCACUUUCCCAUUAGCAGUAUAUGGCUGCAUCGAUACUGCUAGUAGAAAGCUGUUAUGGCUGCGGAUCUGGGUCACUAACAGCGACCCCAAGGUAAUUGGCCGUUGGUACUUGGAGUAUUUAUAUGAGGCUAGAAUUAUGCCUUCAUUGAUAAGGCUGGACAGAGGAACAGAGACCGGCACGAUGGCAACGAUACAUGCCUUCUUGCGAAGAAACCACGAUGAUAUGGAUGACCCAUGUGAAUCGAUCAUUUACGGGCCAUCGACAUCAAAUCAAGUAAGCACUUAUUUGUUUGUGUACUUUUUUUAUGUAUCGGUUAAAAAGAAGUGUGAAUGCAACUGGAGUUGUCAUAUUAGGUUGCUUUUUCUAUGUUUUUCUUUGCAUUAUAGUGCAUAAUUGACCAUUUUUGAUAAUUUUUUUUAAAGAUCGAGAGAUGGUGGAGGGAACUCCACGAGAGAAUGGAAAAAUAUUUCAAGGAGCAACUCAACUGGUUAAAGGACCGAGGUCAUUAUAAUCCACAUAGUGAGAGAGACAGGUACAAAUAAUAAUUAUAGAAUAGACCUGAUGAAGACAUGGGGUUAGAGUGAACACAAUUUCUGCUUGCUUUAUUUGUCUAUUUUUUAAAAGCAAGGAAAAGGUUGACUUGAUCCUGGGAAGGUAGCCUGAGAGCAAGCUCAACCGGCCCUCUAGCAGCGGGGCUGGAAAAGGAAGGAGAGCUUGCAACUACGUCUCUGGAAUUUGAAUUCCACCUCCAAUUCGCUUGUGGCUCCCUGUCGACUUAGCUGUCAUAUUUCCGCAAAUCAGCACUAUGUGGAAACGAGCGCAAAUGUAAACAAAUACUAAGAAACACGUGCCAAGGGUAAUGACGUCUUUCAUAAUGUCAUUUCCACCAACCAGCAUUUCGCAUCGACUUUUUCAAUGCAGAUAUUCAAAUUCCACCGAUGUAGUUGCAAGCUCUCCUUCCUUUUCCCAGAGAGCUUGCUCGCAUGCUAUGUGGAGGGGUGGGGGAAAAUCCCAUUAUGAAGGGGCAGGGAUGCUUGUUAUUUUGUUUGGGGUUGCAGAUUGCAUAUUUUGGUGACACUUAAAGCUGUCUAGAGUAUUCAUGAUGGAAUGCCUAUUUCACCUGGUCGGAUGUUACUUUAUGGUGUGUAAUAAAGAAACCAGAGGACUAAAAAAGGAAAGAAAAAGCCAAUUUUAUGACAAUGCCUUUAUCACACAUUAUUAAAAGUGAUUACUAUUUAACAAUUAUUCCACGAGGGCACGUUGGAUAUGAGAUGAUAGAUAGCCAACGAGGCGCAUAGCGCCGAGUUGGCUAUAAUCAGUCAUAUCCAUCAAGCCCGAGUGGAAUAAUUGUUUUAUUAAAAACGCCCACAAAAUCUCGUUGAAUCGCCCCGACUAGAACAAACCGGAAAAGACAAGGGAAUUCCGCUAUUCACAUGUCACACGUCUAUCAAAACUGUCAACGCGCGAACGGACUCGCCUAGACUGCAUGAAUGAAAAAUCAAAACAUUGUAGCGAUGAACAUUAGUUUUUUAAAAAUUCAUCGCGAUUCUAGGAUUUUACAAAGCAGAACAGCUUAAAAAACCUGGCAGAUAAUGUGAAGGAAAGGAAUUUUUAAGUGACAGCCGUCGAAAUUACUAUGAAUUUGGAUUUUCGGUGCAGUUAUAAAAGGAAGAACAACGGAGAAAAACUACCGGUAUUACCUCGGUCGCUUGUUAUGAAGUUGUUUGAAGCCACAAGCUGGUUUUGCUGAACGAAAAAAGAAGCUAUACUGUCGCCUUGAUUGCUCUAGUGAAUGGCUGCAUAGCCUGUAUCUGUAGCUCGUUACUUGUGAUUUAUAUUCUUGAUGUCGGAUAAACAAGCUGCAGUUAUCUAUCGGCGAAUGGCUUCGCGAUCAUGAAGAAACAACACUUGUCUUCUUUCGUAGCUGUUCAAGGUACUUUAGUUCCAUGUGUUUUCAUGUGUUUUUCCACAAACUUUCAAACAAGCUCUUGUGGUUUUUUUGUUUGUUUUUGUCUUUUUUCUUUCGUUGAAAUUGCAUUUCUAGUAUUCUAAGAAAUGAAUUAAAACGAUUUGCUUCGGGCGCCGUUCUAUCCUUCGCGAAAAAAAGUCUCACCUAGCUUCCAAUUUUAAACUGACGCGUACACCGACCAUAUAUGGAGAACAUGGUAUAUUAGCUCAUAUACCAUAACGGCUAAGCCAAUCAAAAUGCUAGAAUUGCAUUAUCCAAUGAUUCAGUUUUUAAUAAUUAUAUAUAGCUCUUAUUUGGUACUGUGCUUUAUUUUUAAUGUAUUUAAGGGAUCAAGUAAAGCUUGAGUCUAGCACUCAUGGGAGUCCCCCUCCCCAAGGGAAAUCUACUCAUGGUCUAAAAUUAAAGUCACAAACUUUUUAGGCAAAUUCAAAAUGUGUCAAGGAUAAUUAUUGAGAAUAAAUAUUUGUCAGAAUAAACGUAUCUAUACAGUAUAAAACCUUUGAUGAAAUAAAUCUGUGUUAAUUUUUCCUGUUAGGAUGCUCUUGGCUAUUCUUCUCAUACCAGUAGUGCAGAAAGAACUAGAUCUGUUUAGGACAGUUGUAUGGAACAGUCACAAAAUAAGAACACAGAAAGAUACAGCUUUGCCAGAUGGAAUCCCUGAUCACAUUUAUAACUUUCCUGAAACAUACGGCCUAGAAGAGUGUGGUAUGACUGUGCAUAUUUUCACUUUAAAAAUAGACAUCCUUGUAACACUGUAAACAACAGCUAAAAAGCCCUGGUCUUUCACAACUUCGGGGAUUUGGACGGGCUUAUAUCCAGAUGAAGGGAAGGGGCUUACAAUCAGAUGUAUUUUUUGUUUACUGGUAGCCUAGAGGGCUUAUAAGUGAGGAAGGGGGAUGUGGGGGGAUGCCUUAUAAGUGGCCGUUUACAGUAGUUAGUACAAACACAAACCAGUUGAUAAAUGUAAGGACCAUAUGCCCUUAAAACUACUACUGUUACUGACCAUUGGAUGUGGCAGGCAAAGAAAAUUGAAGAUUGAAUCUUUAUUGGCCAAUAUUUUAGUUAAGAAAAGUUUUAAUGUGCCAUCUUUUCUGUCAUUUAGCCCUUGGUUGUUUUCUGUUUACAUUUUGUGGUUUCCUGUUUCCUCGUUGUAACCGAGUGUUGUUAAAAAUGCCAUUUUUUACAAGUUGGCUUGUAACAGAAGAUGAACUGAAAGAGGCCGCACUUCAUUCUGGUGUUCUGUCAGUUGAAGAUGACUUUUUAGAUGCUACAUUUAGAUCAAAGUGUGAGGAAAUUAUUCCAUAUCCUAACCAAGUUCAACCAAAUGAAUGCAAAGAUGCAUUUCUACAUCUUAAGGAAAAAUUCAUGGAAUUGUGA
Molecule: messenger RNA, 3829 nt
Organism: Porites lobata
Lineage: Eukaryota; Metazoa; Cnidaria; Anthozoa; Scleractinia; Poritidae
Source: the annotation of a GenBank genome assembly